Molecule: messenger RNA, 1941 nt
Organism: Camponotus floridanus (Florida carpenter ant)
Lineage: Eukaryota; Metazoa; Arthropoda; Insecta; Hymenoptera; Formicidae
Product: HIRA-interacting protein 3
Exons: 5
Coding region: 169-1689 (506 amino acids)
Cellular component (GO): nucleus
Source: RefSeq, a predicted model, not a curated record
UUAUCGUUUCAUGAGAUUGCUUGAUACGCCUCUCGCACCCAUUUCAAAGUUGGAACUAUUUCGCACAUCCAUUUUCUAGUACUGUCGAUAAUGUCUAUAUGGAAUGAAGCUGCUGUGUUUUUCAAUACGAAAAUUAAUGCUUCGGUUGAAACUAAACCAGAUUAAAAAAUGACAGAUUCUGAUCAUGAAGAAGCAGAUAUGGAUAAAUUAGAGUUAUCUUCAGAUUCUACAGAUAUAAUAACAAAAAAGAGAUUACGAGAGGAAGAUUCUGAAGAUGAAACAAAAAAUUUAUGUACUAAAAAACAACGAAAUUUCUCUGGUGAACAGUCAGAAAUAUUAAAAAUAGAAAACCCCAAGAUUAAUUCAGAUAAAAAUAAUACUGAUGAAUAUAAUAUAAAAGAGGAAAAGCAUACAAUAGUUUCAAAAAGCGAACAAAAUGUACAUGAGAAAUUUCUAUCUGAAUCAAACAUGAAGGAGGAUAAAGAAAAACAAGAUAAUAAAUUAAUCAAAGAGGAAAAUGGGAAUGACAGUCCUUUUGAUAAAGAUAAUUCCAUGGAUGAAAUUAUACAUGAUUUCAUGAAUGAAACUGUAGAAGACAAAAUCAAGGAAGAAGAAAAAGAAAGUAAUAAAGAAAUUAAUGAAGCAGAUGAAGCAAAAGAAGAAAGUAAGAAAGAUGAGAUAAAAAGAAAACGUAUUGCGAAAAAUCGAAUUGUAGAUACAGAAGUAGUAGAUGGAUUGGAGCUUUCAGUAGAAUGCGCGAGUGAUAAAGAAGAACCAAGUUCCGAGAGUGAAGAUGAAAAAGAAAUAAAGCCACGCCCGAAGACGAUAAUUGUUAAAGCUGAACCAAAUGAAUCAGAAUUGGAAUGUAGUAUGUCAGAGACAGAAAAGUCUGAUUCGCAAGAAAUCAGUAACACAUUGGAGAUUAAAUCAGAGAAAAAGGUAAAGAAAAGAGGACCCCGAACAAGUUUCAGUAAAUUGAAGACUUCUGAGUCUGAGGAGAGUCAGAAUAAUAAUUCGGAUGAAGAUUAUAGUCCACGAACUAAAAAGAUGAAAAAAUCUCCAUUAACUAAGAAAACAAAACGCUCUGUGGAAUCAAAGAGAGGACGAAGUGUAAAGAAAUAUUCUUACAAGAAGAAUAUUGAACAUAUAUCUGAUGAUGAUAGUGUGACUUCAACAGAGAAAAUUAAUAAAGCAAAAAAAACUAAGAAUGGAACAGAAGAAGACUUGUCAGAAAAAGAUUCUUCGGCAAGUGAAAAUAAUAAUAAUUCUGAAGAUGAGAAAAAAUUGAAGAAUAAACGGACGAGACGUAGUAGUGCUGAACCAGAUAACAAUAGCCAAAUACAAAAAUUGAAAAAAUAUAUAAAGGUUGCUGGUAUAAAAGUAAAAUCUUAUUAUGAGCUUUGGGCUGAUUGUAAGAAUAAUUCUGCAAGAAUUAAGCGCCUAAAGGAAUUAUUGGAAAAAAAUGGUAUUAAUGGGAGGCCAACAUUGGAAAAAUGUAAACGAGCAAAAAAAAAGAAAGAGAAAAUGCAAGAAGUGUCCGAAUUAGAUAUAUCCAACAUUAUAUCUGAAGGGCGUGUUACGCGCGCAAGAAGAAAUAUGAACAACAAAUCAACACCUCCAGAUACACCGCAACGAUAUCGAGAAACUCGCAAACGUAUUCAAAGCAUCAUUGAUAGUGAUUCAGAGUAAAGCAUAAAGGAGGCUGAGAAGAGACUCAUGAUAACCGAAAUAAAUGUAAAUACAUAAACAUGUGCAUAAUUACGUACCAGCAUAUUGUGUACGUAUAUAUAAAACGUUUUUUUUUUCAUACAACACAGAAAGAUUGUGGCAAUAUUGCAAUGUUGCUGCAAUGUUACAACAAUAUUAAUAAUAUUGCUGCAAUAUUCUAUGCUGUAGGGGUUAAUAGUCAUAUAUUUUCGUACAUCUCAUAGUUAUUAUUUU